Molecule: messenger RNA, 1743 nt
Organism: Penicillium angulare
Lineage: Eukaryota; Fungi; Ascomycota; Eurotiomycetes; Eurotiales; Aspergillaceae
Product: PIN and XPG domain-containing protein
Exons: 2
Coding region: 1-1743 (580 amino acids)
Source: RefSeq, a predicted model, not a curated record
AUGGGGAUUCAGUCACUCACCAAACAUGUUCUCCCAUAUGCAGAAACGGUGGUGCUGGAUGGGAGCCCCAGUAAAACGGACUUGCCUCCCUGCGUCCGAUCAGUGGUCAUCGAUGGGCCAAGUCUGGUUUACCACGUCUAUUACAAAUUACUAGCAUGGUCAGAUUUAAUCUGUGAUAAAAUUGAUCCUCAGCCCACUUGCGAUCAAGUUAGUCGAGGUGUUGCUAGCUGUCUUCUGCAAUUAAAAGGCCGAGGUAUCAAGAUACAUGGCAUAUUUUUUGAUGGAGCACUGCCUAUCUCCAAACGGGGGGUCCGACUGGAUCGAAUCGAGAAGUCUAGGCAGCGAUUGGAACUAUCAAGACAAAGGACUUUCCCGUUGGCGCCGGAAGGCCGCCCCAAGCAGAAGUCUUUACAGCCAUUGCAGUUUUGGCAAAAUCGAAGUCUUCCAUCGCGACUGAGAAGGCUGCCAGAAAAUCCAUUUAUGGUCGCGGCUGUAUAUGAGGACCUAAAGCAGCGAUGGAGUACAAAGCAGAUGGCCAUAGACUUUCAAUUGAAUGCUCUUCAACUCCAGGGGGAGGAGUAUCCCUGGGCAGGAAUCACUGCAAUGGUCCCUGGUGAAGCUGAUUUUGAUUGUGCUCGAAUCUCAAAACUUACAGGGGCUGCGGUACUUACAGAUGAUUCGGAUUUGGUUGUUCAUGAUCUGGGGCCUCGCGGAGCAGUUGUACUUCUCAAAUCGCUACACUUGCUCGAUAGCACGCUGGAUCAAGUAUCGACAGAGAUUCGAGGUUUGAGGAUAUCCCUCAGUGGGCUUUCCAAUAGGCCAGGUAUUAAAGAUAUUCAGCGCUUCGCAUAUGAAUUAACACAAAACCCCCAACACGGACUGUCAGAUCUAGUGCGCCGAGCAAAUGAAGACCUAGGUACAUGUGAACGCACAUUGGACUACCAUAAAUUCAUCCAGGAAUACCAGGGAUGUCAGCACGACUUCGUCGACGACGACCAGCCACUUUCAUCUCAACAAAGAGUGAACGAUUUGACACUGGAUCCACGUGUGUCGGAACUAUUUUGGCAAUAUGAACGUCCCAAGAUCUACUGUCGGGGACAGAAUGUUCAACCGCAUGUCUACAUGGGAAUUUUGUCCGAAGAUCACUCAAGGCGAUGUGCGUGGGAACAGGGACGAAUGUAUCGAGCUCUUGGGUACUCCAUUCUCAAUCAGUCAUACCCCGAGCCGAGCCGAUUCCCCGUCAUCCAGGAGUUUGUACGCAGAGGUGGACGGAUUGUGGCUGAAGAAAUUACUCUUUGCGGAGCUAAGACAAUUGCCUCGGACUUGGAUAUUUUUCAUACCCGUCUCAAACUCGCGCAAACUGUUUUUGGGGAUAUGACACAACCCAGAUUCUGGGUGAUGUUUGCUAUUUCUGAGAUCUGGAGGAACUGUUCGAACCACGCAACGCUUCCUAACGCUGCAAACCUAGAACAUUUCCUCAAGCAUGGCUACACAACAGACCAGGCGGAGUGGAGUGAUCUCCACCUGGCUUCUCAGAUUCAGGCGGUGUUAUACUCGCUCCGUAUUCUCAAACAACUCCUGGGCGUCACAAAUGAUCUUCCCUGCAGCUGUCACCAGUCUAUUCUCUCUGGUCUCCCCCCUUUGCAUAUACUUCUAGGAUCGCGACAUGAGAUGACCCAAGAAUUUCUUGGUGAUGAUAUGGCCCACCGAUCGGUGUACCAGCUCAUCCAAACUUAUAGUUGA